AAAAAGUCGUGAAAGCUGCUCGUUCAUCACUCUGUGGCCAGCUGAACGCACAGAAAGGACAAAAUGCAUUCUUUAAGCCUUUACCUCUUUCUGCUCUUUGGAAUUUCUGCUGUGCUCGCCGCUCCUGCCGAGGAGACUACUGCCAAGCCGAAAUGCCCACCAUCAAGCAUCCAAACGCAUUUGCUCUCGAACGGCAAGAAAUACUUCUUCCAUGAGAAGUGGUUGGACUUUGACGGCGCAAAGAGUUUUUGCAAGAGAAAUCACGGCCGUGUUCCAAUCCUCGACACGCGUGAGGAUCUGGACGUGGUGCGCGCAAAGGCCGGAGACAUCGCUGGAGUUGCCUGGUGGGUGGACGCGUCCGACGUAGGACAGGAGCCUGGACAGUUCAAGUGGAGCAACGGACAGGAGCUGCCCCUCAACAGUUCGCUCUGGUUCAAGCAGGAGAAUCAGCCCAACUCUUUCGGCCCAGGCAAGAAGACUUGCGUGGUCUUAUCCACGUGGUACGGAGAUUUGCUUUGGGACAAAAGUUGCGGGGAUUCUAAAUAUGUCGUCUGCCAGGCCAACGAUGGGUGCUAAACCACACUCAAUCCUUGUGUAAAAAUUUAAAUAAAGAUUUUUACAAUAAUUAAA
Molecule: messenger RNA, 630 nt
Organism: Cloeon dipterum
Lineage: Eukaryota; Metazoa; Arthropoda; Insecta; Ephemeroptera; Baetidae
Product: C-type lectin domain family 17, member A-like
Exons: 5
Coding region: 64-576 (170 amino acids)
Source: RefSeq, a predicted model, not a curated record